GAAAAUGAGGAUCUUCACUGCUGUUUUUUUGUUUAUCUUGACGGUGCUUCCUCAUUUUUCUGAAUUGGGUUCACUGGAGAGAACGUAUGGACAAACCAGCACGUUUGAACAGCCCAGUACGUCUGGACGUACAUAUAACGUUGCCAAGAUGAAGAGCGUAGAUCCAGCGGGGACAAUAGUACCACGAACCAAUAGAGUGAUACCAAUGCAUGACCUUUACUACAUAAAUAAAGAAAAAGUAUUAGUGCCAAUCCUCACAAACAACUUUUUUGCUGGCACAACAAAGAAAGGUGACAUCUUUACCAUAAUCAUCGAUGAUUUUCUUUAUGCACUAUGUAAUAAAAAGCGCCAAAUACUUAUCCUAAGCGAAGAGGACUAUUCGCAAACUUUCACAACCAUAGAAUAUGUUGAGAGUAUGGGCGUAAAUAAAUAUUCCCAAAAAAAGUUUUUCCCAAAGACAUAAUUUGUAAUUUUGUUUUGUUUCAUAAUGUUGUUGUCAGCUGCUUACAAGUUUUUGGUAUCGUGGGUUUUUGAUGUGCACAUGGAGCUCUGAGUGACAGAGUAAAUGUUUCAUGUCAUUGUGCAAUAUAGCGAGAAAAUUUAAAAUGAAAAAAUUUGGUUU
Messenger RNA from Belonocnema kinseyi, 622 nucleotides. RefSeq lists its product as uncharacterized. NCBI's taxonomy places the organism in Eukaryota, Metazoa, Arthropoda, Insecta, Hymenoptera, Cynipidae. The transcript is spliced from 2 exons. The record is from RefSeq and is a predicted model, not a curated record. Bases 5 to 463 code for a protein of 152 amino acids.